This is a messenger RNA of Capsaspora owczarzaki ATCC 30864, 1419 nucleotides long. RefSeq lists its product as hypothetical. The record is from RefSeq and is a predicted model, not a curated record. Lineage: Eukaryota; Filasterea; Ministeriida; Capsasporidae. The transcript has 6 exons. The coding region runs from base 1 to 1419 and encodes 472 amino acids.
AUGAUCCCAACGUUCCGUCGCAAGCCAACGCAAUCGGCACAGCCAGGCCAACCUGCCGCCGCUCCCACGGGCCCCCGCAAGACAAACCUGUUCCCUGUUGCUGACAGUAUGCCGCAGAGCAGCGCUGGAUCUGCUUCUUCGGAGGGGGGCCUCGCUCGCGUUCCAGGAUCGGAAAACGCCUUUCCGACUGGCGUGCAACCGGGAUCAACGCCAUUUGCAUCCACGCUCGUCCCGCGCGUUCCAGUCACGAAUCCUGACUGGAGUAUGUCUGAACUGCACGACGGAGCCCAAGCGACGCCGGCUUCCAAGUCGUGGGGCGCUCCGGCGGGAUUGGCGUUAAACCAGUUUCCCGCCAAAUCUGGUUCGACAACUGCUGCGACUCAGUCAGCGUUCCAGCGGUACACUGCUCCGUCGUCUUUGCAAAGCACUGGAGGUCGCGCAAAGACAAACCAGGCGGCGAGUCCUGCCAAGCGAGGCCAAACCAACCAGGCCGCCGAGAACGACUCUACUCCUCCAAAGAAGCCACCCCAAGUCGCAUCCCGCCCUGCGGCAUUCGUCAAAAUGAAUAGUGCAGGCAUUUCCACAGGGCACGCGUCGAGCUUGAUUGCUGCGGCACCACUGCCAGCUCCCUCGCGCAAGCCGGUUGCGCUUCAGGGCGACCCUGUCUUUGACACUUCCAGUAGUACUUUGCCGGCAGCUGGAAGCUGGAAACGGCCCCACACCGUUGUGCACAACCCGCCAUCUAACUCGUUUGGAUUCGAUGAGCAGGCCUGGGCGCAACCCGUCAAACCAGCCCACUCCCAGCAACAACAACAGCAGCAGCAGCAGCAGGAUGCCAUGGUUCCACACGCCACCACCUCGUCCACGCUUGCCGCUCAGAUCCCUGACAUUCGAGAGCGUACACCUCGCUCCCGCAUGAAAAUUUGGACCGUCACAGCAAACGAGAUUGAAGCUCUGUGGCAGCAAGCACAGCCGCUGCUUCAUAGCGGGUGGCUGUUCCUCGAGCUUUACGGCAUCGCCGUCCCUCCCGCGCAGCUGAUCAGUCAUCCCCAGUUUCCGCACUGCAAAGAGUUUACACUCACGGAUGUACUUGCACAAGGCGGCCGCUACACGCCCUUCAAGUACUUGUGCAUGUACUGGGAGAUUGAGGACUCUCUGGAUUCCCUUUUGCCAAACAUCUGCUACCGAGUCAUUGGAGUCGUGCGCGAUAGCAAUCUCGUGCAAUGCGUCAACAUUCGCAUUGCCCUUCCCAACGAAGAGGAGCGUGCUCGAGCCCGCCAUGUUCCUCUGGCAACUUUGCUUGCGACACAUUCCCUAAACACUCCAUUGCCCUACAUCCUGCAAUACGGGUUUGGUCACCGCAUGAUGAAAGGAAUACUUGUGCAGUUUGUGACCGUGAACGAUACCAUAUUGCGGUAA